Messenger RNA from Pollicipes pollicipes, 643 nucleotides. RefSeq lists its product as uncharacterized. The record is from RefSeq and is a predicted model, not a curated record. The coding region runs from base 185 to 643 and encodes 152 amino acids. NCBI's taxonomy places the organism in Eukaryota, Metazoa, Arthropoda, Thecostraca, Pollicipedomorpha, Pollicipedidae. The transcript is spliced from 6 exons.
CAGUAACGUCUCUGGUGGCGCCACCUCAGAACCCGACUCAGGACAGCGGCGUGUGCACCCUCGCUGGGUAUGUCAGUCCCUGGCAACCGACCGGUCGGCAAGCGUACCCUCUGUCGCGGACGGGUCCACCCCCGGCUCGGACGUGUUUGUCCAGGCCAAGUCUGAGAAGAAAGCAAGGUUCCAGAUGACGCCUCACCCUGUGACGGGCCAGCAUCUGAUCAUGCCACCGGGCAGGAGGCGGAGCGUGAGCAGAACUUCCCGCUCAGCACAGCCUGAGGAGCGAGAGGGCAACCAGUCGCUGGUGUCUGAAAACGCUCGGCAGGCUGAACGCAAUCGCCGCAUCUGCUGCGGCCUGCUCAUCCUGUUGGCCACGCUCGUGCUGGUGGCCAUCUGUGUUGGCGUUCUCGUCACAGAAUUAAAACGAAAAAGCGCGUCUCACCGAGCCUCGACGACUGACGCCGAGCACCUGAGAACCGGCGCUGCCAUCAGGCCCGCCACCUGGCGACACAUCGCCACUGCCAUCUACCGAACAAGUGAUACACUUCCUCGCUCCCGUCCGCCGCGACGACCACUGAGAACCGCCCUGGCUACUUCCGCAGGCGACGGCCGACCAGCGGCGGUCUCACUCGCCAGCCGCCAAUGA